AUUUACUAUUAAGUUUGUCACGGAACAAAGUAAAUGCUGAGUCCUAACCAACACAGUUUGUUUUUCUAUGCAAGAUCUUCUGUGAGGUUUUUCACGUGUGAAUUGUUGCAGGGAGCUGUUCCUUUGUUGCAUGUUAGUUGCUAUUCAUUUUGGAUAAAACAGUUUGUGAACUGAUACCCAUCAUUUUUUUUUCCUUCCUUUAUUUUAGAGUAAUAUUUGCUAGUUUGACAGGGUUUAGAGACUUGGGUUGUGGGGUUGAAUUUUCAGAGAGUGAUAUAUAUAGGUUUGAAAAUUGAAAUAGAUUAUUCAUUCCUUUGGUUUUGGAGAAGGUAUUAUGUGAUGGAUCACUGAAAAUUCAGCUGAAAAUUCUGUGGUGAAAUCUGAAAGGCUCAACCAAACUUGAGAUGAAAAUACCAAAGGGGUCUAUCACAGUUGGUUGAAUAGGGUGUUUGAGUAUUGUAAAACCUUAGUACCAAGUUCGAUUCUCACAAAUAAAAAAAAACUUGAGUUGAAAAGAGUAUCAAGUGAGGGAAUUCACAUGGAAAUGGAAGGGAGGGGGUUUUCUGGCUUAUACAAGAAUUCAAGUGAGGAGUUGUUCCUGAAGACAGUGAUGGAGAGCCCUAUUGGUAUGCCAGUGCCUACCAUGGAGAUGUUAGGUUUCAAGGCUGUUUCUCAAAGCUUUCGCACAGAUAGUGAGGAGCUCUUUAAGCGUUGGCUAACAAAUGGAGAGGGAUACAAUUCAUCAAGCGUGGGACUGAACAGUCGAUUAUCAAAGAGGAUUUCCACCGAACUAGCUAAUACUGUAUCUAACCAGCAACAUGUUGGUGUAGCUUCAGAGGGAAGAAACAAUGAAAAAUUAUACAUGCAAAAUAACCUUUUGGCCAAUGAUGUUUCAGAUGAUAUCAAUUUUUCGACCAGAGACCCUGUUAAUAGAGAACUGCAAUCUAGUAGUGACCUGUUUCUGGCCAAGGCCUGGUUUCUUAGUGAUCAAAGAGUAACAAGAAGCCGGUCCUCUGAAUUGCGGCGGAGGUAUACUGAAAUGCAAAAUGCUCAAACAAAACAGGGAAUGGAAAUUAUGAGCAUAACCCCUCAGCAUGUUGUGGACACUACAAAACAAGAAAAUGCAAAUUUAAAUGGUUUUGAUUACAUGGCUAUGUAUGAGCUUCCAAGCCAAAAGGGGUCAUUCAUGUCUCCAUCCAACUCAUCUUCAUCUACCUUCUACACUCAUCAAGUGGUUGAUGCAGAUAAAGUCUCAUCUUGUGUAAGUAUGCUAAAGGGUACAUUACAACGCAAGAAACUCGGCAACCAAAUUGAGAAAGAAGCUGCAGGAGAUAGUUCAAAUGGACUUUUUUGUGCUCAAGAACCUCUUUUCCAAACUGGUUUCAAUGAAGGACAAGAAAAUUGGAGUCAUCAAAAGCCAAUAAAUGUUCAUGGAGCCUGUAAUACUCAAAUUAAUGAUCCUGGUGUUUACUUUGUCUUAGAUGGUUUUGCAAAUCAGAAGAACCAAGCAUAUGUAGGAACUGCUUCCCGAGAACCAUCUCAAAGUGAAUCAUCUGCUGCUGCACCAGUAAUCUCCUCCGGUUUGGAUGCAUGUGAAGGUCCCAGCAAUUCAAAUCAAAAUCUUUGUGAAAGCUCAUGGAAGCAAGUGGGAGUGAGUAGAAGUUCAGAAAACGCUCAAAAUAGAGUCAAAGGUGUUAGAGAACAGAUAAUGGAUAAUAUAAAAGAUGACCGGAAGAGGAGAAGUCUAGAAAGAUAUGGAUCUAUAACAUCAGCUGUUUCAGAGGAGAAGGGAGACAGCACAAAAAAGCGUAGAGUGGAGCGCUCGAGGAAAAUGGCUGAGGCAAAGGAAAGAAAUUUGACACCAUCAGUUCCCUCUGAUAUGCAAGCUGUCUUGAAGCGAUGUGAAACCCUUGAGAAGGAAGUUCGAUCACUCAAACUUAAUUUGUCUUUCAUGAAUAGGAAGGAUUCUGAACAAACAAAGCAGAUAGAGGACCUUCAGAAGCAAAAGGAAGACUUAGCAGAUGAGAAAGAGCGCCUACUAGAAGAGAUUGAGAGAAUUCUUUCAGAUACUGGAAAGAUCUAAUGUUUUGCUUCCCUCCUUAGAAACUAUGCUAUGACAAAAAAGAUCUUACCAUGUUAACUUAUGGGCGAAACAGUUUACACCAAUUCCUGAUAAACAGUGAACCUCUGGAUUCUCCUGGUGAAAUAUAAAUGCAUGAAUCUCUAAAUUAUUAGUGCAACAAUGUAUCUUGUAAAAUCUAACUGUUAGUCAAAAUUUUAGAAGCACGGACAACGCUUUGAUAUAUAUA
Molecule: messenger RNA, 2309 nt
Organism: Cajanus cajan (pigeon pea)
Lineage: Eukaryota; Viridiplantae; Streptophyta; Magnoliopsida; Fabales; Fabaceae
Product: protein CYCLOPS
Biological process (GO): arbuscular mycorrhizal association
Cellular component (GO): nucleus
Molecular function (GO): sequence-specific DNA binding
Source: RefSeq, a predicted model, not a curated record